GGGUUCUCGAAGUGUGUCAACAGAUAAGCAGAUACGCAUAGAGUAUGUAAGCGGACAUGCGCGACCCCUUGCCAGCACUGCGGGUUGGGAUCUCAUCACAGCCAGUUUCAGAAUUCGAGAUGAAGGUGAUUGCGUGCAUUGUGCUGGCGUUGUCAGCCGCGGUGGUUGCCGGUGAGGGCUUCUAUCCUGAUUCGACCCAUUCGGCACCCAGCGCGUACAGCAACUAUAAUCACUACGACUACCAGACGGCUCCUGAAGACGGCGUGUGGAGACGCCUGUUUGGAUCCAACCGGCGCCAGGGACUCCUCGGAGGCCUGGGAGGACUAGUUGGCCCCGGCGUUCUGAUUGGUGUGCUGCUUGCCAUCAUCCUGACUGCGGCUGGCCUCGGCUACAUGAUGGCCAACAUCAACUCAUCCGGCCGAGGUCUGGACACGGACGACUGGGAGGUGAACCACUCGGUCUGGCUGGACCAGCUGCAGCGGGACUUCGAGGCCUCGUGGUCGACGGAUUAGGCCCCAGAGAUGCACUGAUUGCGCACGUCACCCCAGGAGUCUGUCAGCACUGUUCCCGUGUCCAGCCAGCGACGUCCACCCUGCUUUGCGGGCCGCAUGAUGCAGCGCAGCCUCGAUUGUUCUUGUUUUCUCGUCUGAAAGGUAAUCGAGAACCGAGUCAGAGGAUCUUUCUUUAUUCACUCUGCAGCCUCAUGCACAACCUCUCAGGUCAGUUCAUUGGGGCUACUGCUAGGGCUGUGGGCCGGGAAUUCCGCCAUUUUCAGAAAGUGUUUGCUAGAUGUUUGCAGUGACCCUCCUCCCCCUCCCCAGUGCAAUCCCAGCACUGUGCCACACUUCUGUCAGGCACGGAUUCGUGUUGAAGUCAGCCUUGGGUGCGUUUCCCCAAUGUUGAUACGAAAGACUGUCACGGGCCAUUUACCCGACCGUACCAAAUGAGUUCAGCCAUUUAUGUGGCAUUGAUGAUAUGGCGUGGGUUGAAUCCCCUUACUUUUACGAGGCAGCUGGCUUGUUAUCUUGGCCAAUUUCUCCUGCACAACUACUGCUUGUUAUUGCGUUGUCAUUUGGUCCUGUCAGUUCGUUGUUGUUAUUUUUGCGAUUAUGAGCUAUUGUUAACCAGGGGAAAAGAUACAGGGAGCUUGUUGUUACGCCUGUGUUGUUGAUAAUUACCUUGAUCUAUAUGAUCUGUUGUUUAAGACGCUCAUCGUGUGAAAUACAUUCCCAUGAAUGCA
Messenger RNA from Pollicipes pollicipes, 1240 nucleotides. RefSeq lists its product as uncharacterized. The coding region runs from base 57 to 512 and encodes 151 amino acids. The transcript is spliced from 4 exons. The record is from RefSeq and is a predicted model, not a curated record. Lineage: Eukaryota; Metazoa; Arthropoda; Thecostraca; Pollicipedomorpha; Pollicipedidae.